Polyodon spathula (Mississippi paddlefish) is the source of this 3657-nucleotide messenger RNA. It is a transcript of the gene pgm5, whose product is annotated as phosphoglucomutase 5. Bases 304 to 2004 code for a protein of 566 amino acids. Gene Ontology annotation, biological process: carbohydrate metabolic process; myofibril assembly; striated muscle tissue development. The record is from RefSeq and is a predicted model, not a curated record. Gene Ontology annotation, molecular function: magnesium ion binding; phosphoglucomutase activity. Gene Ontology annotation, cellular component: cytosol; cell-substrate junction; adherens junction. Lineage: Eukaryota; Metazoa; Chordata; Actinopteri; Acipenseriformes; Polyodontidae. The transcript has 12 exons.
AAGUGAAGUUGUAAAACGAGGACUUGUCGGGAUCAUUUAGAUCAGCAAUAACAAUAAUAAUUAAAAGAACUCGUUUCUGCCACAAAAUUUUGUCUCCAGAACAUUACUGUAUAAACAAGGGUUUCAAGUCUACUGAACAACGAACGCUGUACGUCGUGAACUCGGGAUUCUUCGUUUUAACCCGAAGGAUACAAAUUUGCACGCGACAUUAUAUUAAAGCUAACACGUAACCGAAGAAGAGUAUACUCAUUUGGUACCGUUAGGUAAUCGUGAGUUGUAUUGGGUAGGUUCUGAGGAUAGACCAUGGAGGUUUGCCCUAUACCGGUUGUUACGGUCCAGACCGUUCCCUAUGAUGACCAGAGACCCGGCACCAAUGGGCUGAGGAAGAAGACAAUGGUUUUUGAGAGUAAGAGGAAUUACCUGCAGAAUUUCAUCCAAAGUGUCCUCUCGUCCAUCGACCUCCGGGACAGGCAGGGGUGCACUAUGGUGGUAGGCAGUGACGGGAGGUACUUCAGCCGGACAGCAAUUGAGGUUAUUGUUCAAAUGGCAGCUGCCAAUGGGAUCGGCCGUCUGGUUAUUGGACACAAUGGGAUUCUGUCGACUCCAGCUGUCUCGUGUAUUAUUAGAAAGAUAAAGGCCAUCUGUGGAAUCAUUCUCACAGCCAGUCACAACCCCGGGGGACCAGGAGGGGAUUUUGGGAUCAAAUUCAACGUGGCAAAUGGAGGUCCAGCCCCAGACACUGUAACAGAUAAGAUCCACCAGAUCAGCAGGACGCUGGAAGAGUUUGCCAUCUGCCCUGACCUCCGAAUAGACCUCUCCAGGCUGGGCAGACAGGACUUUGACCUGGAAAACAAGUUUAAACCCUUCAGAGUGGAAAUUGUGGAUUCAGUGGAUGUUUACCUCAACUUGCUUCGCAGUAUUUUUGAUUUCAGCGCUAUCAAGGGACUCCUGACUGGGUCGGAUCAACUGAAAAUAAGAAUAGAUGCCAUGAAUGGAGUGAUGGGUCCCUAUGUGAGAAGAAUUCUGUGUGAUGAGCUUGGAGCCCCUGCAAACUCGGCUGUUAACUGCAUCCCCCUGGAGGACUUUGGAGGGCAGCACCCUGAUCCCAACCCGACCUACGCUGCCUCUCUAGUGGAGGCCAUGAAGGGAGGGGAGUUUGGCUUCGGAGCAGCUUUCGAUGGAGACGGGGAUCGGUACAUGAUCCUUGGCCAGAAUGGAUUUUUUGUGAAUCCCUCUGACUCAGUGGCCAUUAUUGCAGCCAAUCUGCCAUGUAUUCCUUACUUCCAGCAGAUGGGGGUUAGAGGAUUUGCAAGGAGUAUGCCUACCAGCACAGCCCUGGACAAGGUAGCAAAAGCAAUGAAAGUCACACUGUAUGAAACCCCCACCGGCUGGAAAUUCUUUGGGAAUCUGAUGGAUUCUGGGAGAUGCUCACUAUGCGGAGAAGAAAGUUUUGGCGCUGGUUCGGAUCACAUCCGUGAGAAGGAUGGACUCUGGGCAGUGCUGACCUGGCUGUCUAUAAUGGCUGCCCGGAAGCAGAGUGUGGAGGAGAUUGUGAGGGACCACUGGGCAAGACUGGGACGCAACUACUACUGCAGGUUUGAUUAUGAGCGGGUUGACCAGAAAGCUGCCUUUUUCAUGAUGAGGGACCUGGAAGCUGUGAUCACUGACAAGGCAUUCACUAGUCAGAGGUUCGCCGUGGGGAACAGUGUGUACAGUGUGGAGAAAACAGACAACUUUGAGUACACAGACCCUGUGGAUGGCAGCGUGACUAAAAACCAGGGGCUGCGCAUCAUUUUUACGGACGGAUCAAGAAUUAUUUUCAGACUGAGUGGAACAGGCUGUGCUGGCACCACCAUCAGAAUCUAUGCAGAGAGCUAUGAGCGUGACCCUGAAAAACUCAAUAGAGAGACUCAGGCUGUGCUGGGCCCUCUAAUAGCAAUCGCACUGAAAAUUUCUGAGAUCCACGAGCGAACAGGCCGCAAAGGACCUACUGUCAUUACCUGAUCCCACCACUGAACACUCAGCUGGGGCCAAAAAAAGACAUACUUCCAUGAGGUUACAGUUGCCAAAACAUUAGUCACUAUUUGUGCCUUGCAUCUUUCUUUAACAAAACUAAAACAAACAAACAUUAAAGGGUUAUGAAGAGGGAGUUUUAAAGACAAUAUAAAAGGGUGUAUAUUCAACAUUUACUGUACUGUUUUGUUGUUCCUGUUGUUGUUGCUGUUUUUGUGUGUGUGUGUGUUUUUUUUUUUUUUUUUAAAUGCUGCAGUAGGGUCUAUUGAAAUUACAAAGCAACAGCAGAGCUGAAUACUGCUACUCUAAAUUCUAUAAACCUGUUUUCUAAACCACUUUUUAGUUGUUAUUGUCUUUAGUUAUGUUUAUAUGGUGAUCAAUAAAUCAUCCAUAAAAACCCCAGCAGGGUUGAUAUAGAGUUAAGGCAGCAUUAUUUAGCUUCACCUCCAAUUAGAUUGUUAAAACAGACCAAGUAUCUUUUUAGAAAUGUAAAUACAAGUUGGUUGACCAACACCCAUACGGAUCAAUGCACUCAUUAUAUGAAUUAACUUGACAACGGUAUUACAUCAUUUACAGCACUGCUGUUCCUUUCCUACAAUAAACAUUUAGCAAUGUGUUAGUUUUGGAUAGUACAGUUCGUUUACAGGUCACAAUGUAAAAAAAAAUGUACUUAGUAACAGACACGUGCUGGUAUUCAGAAUUGCUAUUUCAAGUGACUGGAUCCAGAUAGAACACAAUGAAAGUUGAAAAUGGCGUAUGAUUGAAGGUUCUUACCAAUGAAAAAUAUAUUUUUCACAUACUAUAGAUCAAAAAGGGGUAGAGGGUGCCCCUGUGAGAGACUGUUUUCGCUCAAGAGAAAGUGAAGAUUAAUCAGUAUUCCACUUGCAAGGCUUUUAUAAUUUUAACUCUCACAGUUUACUUCAGGAUUCAGUUUAAAUGAUGGUGCCGCUAUCUUAAUAGAGACUUUUAAAAAGUAUCAACAAACUGCCAUUAUAAAGAUAACUGCUUAAACCCAAAAUCAUAGAUUUUGUAAUUUUGUGUUUUUUGUUAAAGAUGAUGGUGGUGCCAUAAUUCAAAUGUAAUCUCAGGGUUAGUUGCUGUGCAGUAAUGCAAAUGUAUUAAAGUCUUGAAUUUGCAUUGAUCUUCAGCCAUGGGAGCACUUGUACUCUGUCACAGGCUAAUAUAUGAAACCUGAGGAGACGCUGCAUUGCUACAUAAUCCCACGUGCCUGUUUGUGUGGUUUUAUGAUAUGGCUUUUUAUAUGUAUUGAAUUUAUAUUAAUAAAUCUUUAAUUGUGUUAUGCCUGUGUGCUUAUGUGGCCUGCCGUUGAUUUUGUGUUAUCUGUUUAAUACUUGCAAAACAGCAACUAGCAAACAAUAACCAUCUGCUGUUAGCAAUGAAGCAUUGCAACAUAAUAGAGGCUUUUCGAAGUUUAGGGGAACACAGUCUUAGUCAGGUAGGGUCUGAAAGAUUUUUUUUUGUAUUCGGGGGGGGGGGGUGGAGAAAACACUACAUGCAUGAGGUUUUUGCUAAUGUUGACUUUUUGUUUCUGUUUUCAAUGUUUUUAAUGUAAUGUCAUACUGUUACUGUAAAUGUGUCAUUCAUCUGUUUGUGAUCUUAGCUAAAUAAAGUACUAUAUCCUAA